AUGGACCCCCUGCGCACUAGCACUACUACGAGUCCGAAAUACAGAACCUCCCGAGAAGUAAAAAAAGUCUCUGGAAAAACUACUGAGCGCUCAGUGGUCUCCGUGCCAUGGCGCGCCGGCAAGGAGUCUGAUAACCGUGACGACUUGAAUAAGAGAAAGAGCAAGAAGGCCGGAAACGUCCAGCACGCAAGACCUACAUCCGUGAAACAGGAGAAGGCAGCUGCCGAAGCACCGUGGGAUCCGCACGCAUCCCUCAUCCCCCACUCAACGGCCCCUCUUGCUUGUCGUGUAUCGUUUCCUCCGCUGGCGUCGGCUGCUCCCCAGACCCUCGUUCCCUCUCCGUUCCGAGAGCUUUCCUCGGACGCCCAGGAAGCUGCCAUCUUGGAAGACCUGCUCUUCGUGUUUAUGGGAUUUGAAGGGCAAUAUAUUCAUUACCAAAACGGAUAUGAUCCUUCUGCCGAGAAGGAUCGUCUUACUGGUCCGGUCUACCAAUUGGCACCGGGUUUGGACCCAACUCUACGGGACCUCACUCAGUCGAUGCUAAAGAUGGCGACGCAUUACAGUGCGAUGGAGGCAUUCGUCGAGAUCCAGAGCAGGGCGGAGUAUGGGGCUGUCAGCCAUGCGCUCUGUGCAUCUAUUCGAAAGCUGCUGAAAGACUACUUGAUCCUGAUCGCCCAGUUGGAAGGCCAGCUGCUAAAUAACCCUACUUUUACGCUGCAUCAACUUCAUUUGCACACGAUGCCCACAAGCCAGUGUCUUGCCCAGCUCUAUACUUUGGGACAAGAGCUCUUGAAGCGCAAUGGACUUCUAGAAACCGACGAUCUCGAUGAAACACUUGAUGAUUUCGACGACGUGGACAAUAUUCUCGAACAACUCAAGGAAGGAGGUGAUUUGGUCCCAGGUGCUAUGGCCAGCAAGAAAAUCUGCAAGGGUGGAAAUGUGCUGAGGCUAUUGACCGAGCAGCUCGCUACCUUAUCGGGAGACCCGACUAGCAAGACUCUUAUUCAGACCCUGUUGCGUGAUGCCAGCCGUCCGUACAUGAACAUGCUCAACGAAUGGCUGCAUCACGGAGGUAUUCGAGAUCCGCAUGCAGAAUUCUUGGUGAAAGAGCAGAAAUGGAUCAAGCGCGAGAAGCUCGAGGAGGAUUACACCGACGAGUAUUGGGAGAAACGAUACACGAUCCGCGAAAAUGAGGUUCCUCCACAACUUGACAGCGUUCGAGACAAGGUUCUUCUUGCAGGAAAAUAUCUUAAUGUGGUACGAGAGUGCGGUGGUGUUGAUGUAAGCAAGGCCGUCAAAGAUGUCCCCAAGACCCUCGACGACCCACGCUUUCUCGAAAAUGUCAAUGCCGCCUAUACUUAUGCCAACGCCUCCCUGCUCAACCUCCUCCUUACCAAGAACUCUCUGACAACCCGCUUCCGCUCCCUCAAACACUACUUCUUCCUCGACCGUUCCGAUUACUUUUCCUACUUCCUUGAGCUGGGAGGAUCCGAGCUGCGCAAACCAGCACGGGUUGUCAACGAGGGCAAGCUUCAGUCGCUGCUUGAUCUGGUUCUGCGCCAACCGGGUAGUAUUGCUGCCCAGGAUCCUUUCAAAGAGGAUGUCAAAGUGCGCAUGAACAAGAUUGGCCUCACUAAAUGGCUGAUGCAGGUGGUGAGUGUGUCUGGUAUCGACCAAGACCACCCCGAAGCGUCCUUCGAAAAGCAACAGACAUCUUCAUCUCAUAGUUCCGAUGACGAGAACAACAUUGUUGGAUUCGAUGCGCUGGAACUGGACUACUCCGUGCCAUUCCCGCUCUCACUCGUGAUCAGCCGCAAAACGGUUCUGCGAUACCAACUCAUUUUCCGACAUCUUCUGUCACUUCGCCAUCUAGAGACGAUGCUGGUCACGUCCUGGGCGGAUCAGAACAAGGUCGCGAGUUGGCGUCACAAGUCAUCGGAUCGAAGACUGGAGCUAUGGAAGCGGCGCACAUGGAAUUUGCGUGCAAAGAUGCUCGUGUUUGUUCAACAACUUCUAUAUUUUUGCACGGCCGAAGUCAUCGAGCCCAACUGGGUGGGUUUGAUGGAGCGGGUGAAUGGGGCCGAAGAUGCCAAUGGGUCGGAGGAGACUGUAAAUGGCAUUAAGCAAGUCAAUCGUACGGUUGAUGAGUUGAUGCAGGAUCAUGUGGAUUUCUUGGAUACCUGUCUGAAGGAGUGCAUGCUCACGCAGGCCAAGCUAUUGAAAAUUCAUUCUAAAUUAAUGACUUGCUGCACCAUGUUUGCCUCGUGGACAGCCGCGUCACUCUCGCGGGCGCUCGCUUCGGCGGAUCCUGAUCAGGAUGUAGAGGACAGUCGAGGCUAUGAUCCAACACGAAUUGGCAAGCUCGAGGAUACUCUGAAGCGUUACGAAGACCACUUCAGCCGCCAUUUGCGCAUUCUCAUGGACAGCCUGAACUACUUCGCCGCGACCGAGAGUGUGGUGCUGUUGAAGUUGGCGCAUUCCCUCAGCGCUAUCAGCAAGGAAGACUGA
This is a messenger RNA of Penicillium argentinense, 2508 nucleotides long. Its product is annotated as gamma-tubulin-complex subunit SPC97. Gene Ontology annotation, biological process: cytoplasmic microtubule organization; meiotic cell cycle; mitotic cell cycle. The coding region runs from base 1 to 2508 and encodes 835 amino acids. Gene Ontology annotation, cellular component: gamma-tubulin small complex; centrosome; spindle pole. Gene Ontology annotation, molecular function: microtubule minus-end binding; gamma-tubulin binding. Lineage: Eukaryota; Fungi; Ascomycota; Eurotiomycetes; Eurotiales; Aspergillaceae. The record is from RefSeq and is a predicted model, not a curated record. The transcript is spliced from 4 exons.